Messenger RNA from Centropristis striata (black sea bass), 2238 nucleotides. RefSeq names its product gap junction protein delta 2b (gene gjd2b). Gene Ontology annotation, cellular component: connexin complex. Gene Ontology annotation, biological process: cell communication. Lineage: Eukaryota; Metazoa; Chordata; Actinopteri; Perciformes; Serranidae. The transcript is spliced from 2 exons. Bases 383 to 1297 code for a protein of 304 amino acids. The record is from RefSeq and is a predicted model, not a curated record.
CCCUCCAUCCAGACGCAGCGCGCAGCCCAUCAACCUGAUCUGAAGAUCGAAAAUAGGAGGGCUUAUAGUAAUCAGCCCUUCAGACUCCCAUGACAAGGAAAAGUGUGGCAACGUCGUGGGAGCGCUCGGCACACACAGCAGGACGCUCAUUUGCGCUGCGCGCUCAGCACAUAACCAACCAGAUAGCGCGCAGACAGACGGAGAGAAGCGGGGACGGCAGCAGCAUCCCGUGACGGAUGCAUUUUUUUUAGCUAAAAUCGGACGCUUUGGAGAGUGAAAACAACAAGAGUCAGAGAGAGACAGGAGGGGAAAUAACGCGCUUUUUUUUGGAGGGAUUUGAACAGAGUGCCGUUGUGCUCUAGUCUUCUCCGGAUGCUCAGAAAUGGGGGAAUGGACUAUACUAGAGAGGCUCCUGGAGGCUGCUGUCCAGCAGCACUCUACUAUGAUAGGAAGGAUCCUACUAACAGUGGUGGUCAUCUUCCGGAUUCUAAUCGUAGCAAUAGUUGGAGAGACUGUCUAUGAUGACGAGCAGACCAUGUUUGUUUGUAACACCUUACAACCGGGCUGCAACCAGGCAUGCUACGACAAGGCAUUUCCCAUUUCACACAUUAGAUAUUGGGUUUUUCAAAUCAUCAUGGUGUGCACCCCGAGUCUUUGUUUUAUCACGUACUCGGUGCAUCAGUCGGCCAAGCAGAAGGAGCGGCGCUACUCAACAGUCUAUCUGACACUAGAUAAGGAUCAAGAUUCACUGAAGCGAGACGAGAGCAAAAAGAUAAAGAACACCAUUGUUAAUGGAGUACUUCAGAACACGGAGAACUCCACCAAAGAAGCCGAGCCGGACUGUUUAGAAGUCAAAGAGAUCCCUAAUUCGGCAAUGAGAACUACAAAGUCCAAAAUGAGGCGACAAGAGGGCAUCUCCAGGUUUUACAUCAUCCAGGUGGUGUUCAGAAACGCGCUGGAAAUAGGCUUUUUGGUGGGUCAGUAUUUCUUGUAUGGAUUCAACGUCCCGUCGGUGUACGAAUGUGACCGCUACCCCUGCAUAAAAGAUGUCGAGUGCUACGUGUCCAGACCCACGGAGAAGACAGUGUUCCUGGUGUUCAUGUUCGCGGUCAGUGGGUUCUGUGUGGUGCUGAACCUGGCAGAACUCAAUCAUUUGGGCUGGAGGAAAAUCAAAACGGCCGUGCGAGGUGUGCAGGCUCGACGGAAGUCCAUUUAUGAAAUCAGAAACAAGGACUUGCCGAGGAUGAGUGUGCCUAAUUUUGGCCGCACUCAGUCCAGUGACUCUGCUUAUGUGUAACACAUGGGAAGGAAAGCAGCGAAAACAUGUAAAAAUCCAUGAUGGACAUGAUGGACAGCUACGCACGCCUAAUUCGUGUCAUGACUUUAAGAGUGGGCAGAUUUUUUUGAUUUGUUGGUCUUUUAAGGACUUCAUGGCAAGCGUGGGGUUACACGUUUGUUUACUUAUUUAUUAUUGCACUGAUGCAACUUUUUAGUAACGUUUAUACUCUGUAAGAUGCUAAAUGGAGACCAUGUUAACGUGUUCACAUAUUUACUCUUUGUGUGGGCUUAUUCUGUUGUACUUGAAGAGAGUAAAUGCAAAAAUUGCACUAAGAGGUGAACACUUGAGGGCCUGAUCUUAUCCAAAAUGUGCUACUGACCUGAUGGUGUUUUUAAGACAUUUCCUUUCCACCUGUUUUUUGGCAUCAACCUAAUUAAAUGGCACCAUACACAGUGGUUAAAGGACAAUUCUAUCAUCCAGAUUUAUAUAUGCAUAGAUAUAUAAAUCCUGACUGACUAUGGCUCAGACCUAGUUGAAAUACAUCAGCUUAAUUCAUGUUUUUAUGUUGCCUGUGUUGCACCACUGACCUUAACAUUUGUAACCAUUCCAUUGCUUUAUAGCUGACUUGCAAAACAGUAUCUGGUGAAUUUGCUGCAAACGCUAACGUCUGUGACUUCCUUAAUUUAUGACACACCAAAGCGCCCACUGCUUUUAUUUGUGAAGUGUUUUUCUUGCUUUUGUGUAAUCAAGUGCCAUACUUGUAUAUAAACAUGAUAUAUAUGUAUACAUAUAAAUAUAUAAAUAUAUAAUAAUCAUCAUGAAAGCUGAUUCCCUGCUUGGAUUAUGCUAAAUGCCGCCCAAUUUUUUUAUUUGCUUUAAAUGUAUUUGUUGUGAUUUAAAUGAAGAAGAAAAAAAGAAUAAUAACAAGAUAUACAGUUUUCUUUGUUUCAUUUUGCAAA